UUGCUCUCUCCGGACCGAAUUUUGGAGCGCGUUGGUGCAUUUCGUGAAUGGCGACCACAUUCCUUAGCGGUCAGUGAUAUAGCGCUUACCCGGCAUUCCACUCCUCGUGUUCUGUCGUGCUCGAAUGACCACACAGCGGCACUGUAUUCCCUCACCGCAAACGAAUGUCUCUUGAAGAUCGCCUGUGAUGUAGCUCUUGCAUCGUGUGCGAUUGAUCCUGCUGAAUGUCGGAUAUUCCUUGGUACGGCACGAGGACCCGUUGCUCAGCUUGAUCUCUAUGCUCUGAACAAAACUGAGCUGUCUGUUAUUACUGAGACAAGCAGCUCUGAUAGUUUGCCAACAUUCAGUGGUCAUUCGGCAGCUGUUGUGCGAUUGGAUGUCAAUCAAGACGGCUCGCUGCUAGCAUCCGGUGAUACCUGUGGUAAUUACGCCAUCUGGGAUAUCUUAAGUCGACAGUGCUUGCGAACAUCAUCUAUGAAAGGUACAUAUUCAAUGAUUGAGCCCGUCAUCGAGCCCUUUACAUUAUUUGGCAAACAUUUCGCAUUUUCAGUAAUUAGCGCCUUGCUUUAGUG
Gongylonema pulchrum is the source of this 572-nucleotide messenger RNA. Lineage: Eukaryota; Metazoa; Nematoda; Chromadorea; Rhabditida; Gongylonematidae. The record is from the annotation of a GenBank genome assembly.